Arabidopsis lyrata subsp. lyrata is the source of this 819-nucleotide messenger RNA. RefSeq names its product WD repeat-containing protein 55. The annotation marks the transcript as partial. The transcript is spliced from 9 exons. Gene Ontology annotation, molecular function: protein binding. Lineage: Eukaryota; Viridiplantae; Streptophyta; Magnoliopsida; Brassicales; Brassicaceae. The record is from RefSeq and is a predicted model, not a curated record.
CACCCGUACACGGCCCCAUCACGAGAAUUCAUUUCUGGCAUGACCUUUGCGUCUGAUUCAAUGAAGCUAGUGGCAACAAGUGGAGACGGUACCCUGUCUGUCUGUAAUCUCAGAACAAGUAAGGUCCAAUCUCAGUCUGAAUUUUCUGAAGACGAACUACUUUCUGUUGUUAUAAUGAAGAAUGGCCGUAAAGUUAUUUGUGGAACUCAGAAUGGUACUCUCUUGUUGUAUUCAUGGGGAUUUUUCAAGGAUUGCAGCGAUCGGUUUGUUGAUCUAGCUCCAAAUUCAGUUGAUACUCUAUUGAAGCUCGAUGAGGACAGACUUAUCACUGGGUGUGAUAAUGGAAUACUUAGCCUUGUUGGAAUACUGCCCAACAGAAUCAUACAGCCAAUUGGGGCACACGACUACCCUAUCGAAGAUCUCGCUCUCUCGCAUGAUAACAAAUUUCUCGGUAGCACAGCUCAUGACAGUAUGCUGAAGCUGUGGAACCUAGAAGAGAUUCUAGAAGGUUCUAAUGGCAACUCGGGGAAUGCAUCUGGAGCUGCAGGAGACAGUGACAGUGACAAGGAUGGGAUGGACCUUGACAAUGAUUCUCACAAGUCUUCCAAAGGCAGCAAGAGGAAAACAAAAAGUAAACCGAAUACGCUCAACUCUACUAAUAAUUUCUUUGCAGACUUAUAGAUUUUGUUUCAGUUUCAGUCUGGAUAGUACUAUAUCAGUUUCAUACUUGAAUUGUCUUUUUGAUUCUGACAGUUUUGUUGAAAAUUUUGGUUUUUAGUAAGAUGGGGUUUUGCAAAAUAUCUAGCAAAACAAAAUCAA